CAAUAUUGUCAAAGUGAGCCAUCGCCCUGUUAAUUGUGUCAUGGCGGUUUGUCUUGUUACAAGUUUUUUUGCAAUAACUCUAUAGUUAAUGUGCUUUUUAGCGAUUUGAUCUUUGAUUUCAAAAAAUAAAAUCACGUGAUACAAAAUAGUUAAUAAUGCGCGAAUACAAAAUAGUUGUAUUAGGUAGCGGAGGCGUGGGAAAGUCAGCCCUUACAGUACAGUUUGUACAAGGCAUCUUUGUGGAGAAAUACGACCCCACCAUCGAAGACAGCUAUCGGAAACAGGUGGAAGUCGACGGACAACAAUGCAUGCUCGAGAUUCUAGACACGGCUGGCACUGAACAGUUUACCGCAAUGAGAGAUUUAUAUAUGAAGAAUGGUCAAGGUUUCGUGUUAGUAUAUUCCAUCACUGCACAAUCUACGUUUAACGAUCUGCAAGACCUGCGGGAACAAAUUUUGCGGGUAAAAGACAAAGAUGACGUACCGAUGGUAUUGGUUGGCAAUAAAUACGACUUGGAACCAGAGCGCGUGGUUGGCAAAGAACAGGGGGCGAACCUCGCGCGUCACUUCAACUGCGCCUUCAUGGAGACCUCCGCGAAAGCGAAAAUCAACGUGAACGACGUAUUUUAUGACCUAGUACGACAGAUCAACAAGAAGUCACCGGGCACGCACGAUGUGGGCAAGAAGAAGAAUAAGGUGUGUCGCCUUCUGUAAGUGUUGUGGGCCUUCGACGCGUCUAGAUAUGAAAUAUUAAAUAAUUUGAAAGACUUCUCGUACCCGGAUUUGGCUCUUGACAGUUCCCAAAGUUAACUAGGUCGGGUGUUGAGCAUUGUUGCUUGGCGAGUAUCUAUAGCGUUUUGGAUAUGUGCAUUUGUUGAUAUGUCUCAUGUUCCCAUGGUGUAGCAUGAGUAGGAAAUGCACAGAGUGUCGUUU
Molecule: messenger RNA, 932 nt
Organism: Achroia grisella
Lineage: Eukaryota; Metazoa; Arthropoda; Insecta; Lepidoptera; Pyralidae
Gene: Rap1
Product: ras-related protein Rap1
Exons: 1
Coding region: 156-713 (185 amino acids)
Biological process (GO): negative regulation of synaptic vesicle exocytosis; cellular response to cAMP; Rap protein signal transduction
Cellular component (GO): plasma membrane
Molecular function (GO): GTP binding; GTPase activity; GDP binding
Source: RefSeq, a predicted model, not a curated record